AUGCGCAUUGUUCUAGAAGCUAGCUUGGUGGUAGCCCAGAUUGCUUCCGCCCACGCCCAGGGGCAACGACCAUUUGGGUCUUCAUUUGGAGUUCCUGGGACCAAUGCAACAUUCGACUACAUCGUGGUAGGAGGUGGGACUGCGGGCCUGACGCUGGCGACGCGACUAGCCGAGCAGCAGAACGGCUCGGUGGCUGUCAUCGAAGCAGGGGGUUUCUACGAGGUGAACAAUGGUAAUCUAAGCCAGGUUCCCGCCAGCGCCUCAACAUACAGCGGUCCAUCGCCAUCUGACUGGCAACCUUUGAUUGACUGGGGAUACGUCACUACCCCGCAAGAGGGACUCUACGAUGCGCAGGUACACUACACGCGCGGUAAAUGCCUGGGAGGCAGCUCCGCCCGCAAUAGCAUGGUAUUCCAUCGGGCCACGAAAGGAGCGUAUCAGAAAUGGGCGGAUGCAGUGAACGAUGACAGCUUCACCUUCGACAACCUGUUGCCCUUCUUCGAAAAAAGCUUACACUUCACCCCGCCCGAUCAGUCCUUGCGUUUAGCCAACGCCACCCCAUGGUAUGAUGCCAGCGUGCUGGGCACCGGAACCGGUCCACUGUCUGUAACCUACUCCCACUACGCCCAGGCCUUUACUUCAUGGGGUCUUCAGGGCCUGAACAGCGCGGGAUUGUCGAUGAUUCCAGGGUUUCAGAGUGGCUCGCUCCUGGGUCUGGGAUACCCUCUGCAAACAAUUAACGCUUCCACGAUGCUGCGGGAGUCCUCCGAGACCGCCUUCCUGACUCGCGGCUUGAGUCACCCCAACUAUCAGGUCUAUCAGUCUGCGCGGGCGAAGCGGAUACUGUUUGACGGUGACCGACGGGCAACAUCAGUCGUGGUGGAGACCGAGGGAUUCACCUACCAAUUGAACGCAACUCAAGAGAUUAUCCUAUCCGCGGGAACCUUCGGUUCGCCGCAGCUGCUGAUGGUGUCUGGCGUUGGGCCUGCUGCCAUUCUCAAUCCACUUGGUAUUCCCGUGGUGGCUGAUCGGGCAGGCGUCGGCCAAAAUCUGCAGGACCAACUCCGGUCGACCGUCGUGCACCCCGUUAAUGUGGUCACGGCGUCUGCGAUGAAUUCGCCGGAGGCACAGGCCCAGGCAGCACGGCAAUUCGAUGAGCUGGCCGCUGGACCCUAUACCAGCACCGGGAAUGACGCCCUGGCGUGGGAAAAGAUUCCGGAUGAUCUGCGUGCACAAUUCUCGAACGAUACCCAAGAGGUUCUGGCACAGUAUCCAUCGGACUGGCCCGAGAUUGAGUAUGUCUUGGGGGCAUCGUAUAUAGGGGGAAUGGAAGAUGCGACGCAGGAGCCUGAUGAUGGUUUGAAUUACGCAUCCAUUGGGUUUGCCAUCGGGGCACCGCAGUCCCGGGGCAACCUGACAAUCACCUCCGGGGAUGCUGCAGUCCCGCCGCUAAUCAACCCAAACUGGCUCACUGAAUCAGCAGACAUUGAGGUUAUGGUGGCAGGAGUCAAGCGUGCGCGGCAAUUUUGGCAAUCAAGUGGCCUCAGUCCGGUGGUAAUUGGCCCGGAAGCGUUUCCGGGGGAUUCGGUCGAAACAGACAGGGAGAUCGAAGCCUCUAUCCGCCGGAAUGCCAUGUCCGUCUCGCAUGCCUCGUGCACAUGCGCGAUGGGCACUCCCGACGAUCCGAUGGCUGUGGUAGACACCCAGGGCCGCGUGUAUGGAGUGCAGGGGCUACGGGUAGUCGAUGCCUCUAUUUUCCCUCUGCUGCCUCCGGGUCACCCGCAGGCUACAAUAUAUGCCCUAGCCGAGAAAAUCGCCUGCGAUAUCACCGGUCAUUGCGACAAGUAG
Messenger RNA from Aspergillus welwitschiae, 1848 nucleotides. RefSeq names its product GMC family oxidoreductase. The record is from RefSeq and is a predicted model, not a curated record. Gene Ontology annotation, molecular function: oxidoreductase activity, acting on CH-OH group of donors; flavin adenine dinucleotide binding. Lineage: Eukaryota; Fungi; Ascomycota; Eurotiomycetes; Eurotiales; Aspergillaceae. Gene Ontology annotation, biological process: secondary metabolite biosynthetic process. The coding region runs from base 1 to 1848 and encodes 615 amino acids. The transcript is spliced from 3 exons.